Siniperca chuatsi (mandarin fish) is the source of this 1827-nucleotide messenger RNA. RefSeq names its product vacuolar protein sorting-associated protein 37D-like. The coding region runs from base 171 to 974 and encodes 267 amino acids. Gene Ontology annotation, cellular component: ESCRT I complex. Lineage: Eukaryota; Metazoa; Chordata; Actinopteri; Centrarchiformes; Sinipercidae. Gene Ontology annotation, biological process: ubiquitin-dependent protein catabolic process via the multivesicular body sorting pathway; protein targeting to membrane; protein targeting to vacuole. The record is from RefSeq and is a predicted model, not a curated record. The transcript has 4 exons.
CUGAACACUCCUGGACGAAUGAGGGACUACACCGUCUAAUAGUGGUAUAGAUUUCCGACAGUCAAUGAAUGCAGCAUUAAAAGCUCACAUUGCACCCCAUCAGGAUGCACCAGGAACAAACAGGCACCAAACUUGGAUGAAGCAAAGAGCAUCCAGUGUGGCGGGUCAUCAUGUCCCUGUCGGUGCAGUUCGGUGCUCUGAGGACCAGAGAGCUGCGAGAGCUGCUGCAAGACGAAGACAAAAUAAAUCAUAUCAUCAGGUGUAGCGAGAAGUUUCAGGGGCUGCAGAGGGCUGCAGAGAAGAUGCUGCUUUCAAAUCAAAAACUGGCAAAAGUCGGUCUUUCUCAAAAACCUCAAUUUAGAGAUGCCAAGCUGCUACUUGCAAUGAAGUACAAGGAAGUGGAGAAACUUAGAAGCAUCAUCCAGGCCAAACAAGAACAACUUGCAGGAAAAUACAGUGUUCAUUAUUAUCAGCGGUGCCUCCUGAAGAAGAUAAAUCAUGCAGAGGAGGAGUGUGAGCAGCUGCUGUUUCAGAGGUUUGCGGAGGGGAAAACACAGCUGGCAGAUUUCUUGGAUUCCUUUCUCACCCUGCAGAAACUCCACCACAUCAGGUUGGUCCUGGUGAAGAAACUCCAGGAAAUUACAGAACUUGAAUCAACACAAAGGCUCAGUGAGAUUCACCGCAACACUCAGCAUUUCUCAGUGGGUUUUCCUGAGCAGUUCUGUAAUACCUGCCUCCCAGUCUGCAGUCUAACCACAGCUGUCGUCUUACCUGCCUGCCACCCUCCGUUCCUGCUGCCCUUUGGCACCCAUGUAAACACUGCCCAGAGUCUACAGCAUUUACCAUUUUGUCAUGAUUACAAUGAGUCCCUGCGUGCAGGAGUGCAUGGACGAGGCCCCAAAUGGCCAACAAGACCCGUCCGUCUUCAGCCACUGAAGGUGCAGCAGAGGAGGCAUCAACAAGCACCACAAUGAAGUCUACUCCAGUCUCAGAUACAUGUUUUUCAUUUCAUUAAGGUUAACAAAGUGAAAAUAGUUACUGGUUCAAGUUUCCACAGCGUCAAGUAUUAAAAACUGCCCGGUAGCAAAAAUUGGCAUUGAAUGCUUUUACAGAUCUAGACUUUAAUUGAAUUUUUAUUUACUUUUUGAUACGAUAGUUCCUGAUCUAAGUCGUCACUUUACUGUUUUAUUUAGGCAAAGUUCUUAAAUGGUUCUUUAUGUUAAGACAACAUUAAUAAACACUGAUGGACAGAGAAGUUUGGCAUAUUUUGUAAGGCAAAAAAACAUAUUUGUACACCUCAAACUAUGUACUGUUUUGGUACCAAAAUUCAAAUUCAAAAUGAUUUAUAUUAUUUACAUAAACCAGCCAACCUUUUUAGAAUCUUUUGGCAAGUCUGGUAAUAUAGACUCAUACUUUUGACUUGUAUAUUCCUACUGAGAGCCUCGUUGAGUGAUGAAAACUAUCCAAAUAUGAGCACAGUGUAGUAUCCUUAAUCCAGCCGUCCCAUAAUCAUGGUUCAAAUACUUUAAACUACUGACAAAUAUAAAAAUAAUACUCAGGAAAACUCUCAGAGUUGUCCCUCUAAAUUCCACAACAGAAAUCCUGAGGUGAGAGUUCACCAUGUGACUGUCACAUAGUAUUAAUAAUCUUAAGUUCAAACCACUCCAGCACCAAUUCUGUGAUGAAAUACUGUAAUCUAUGGCCUAUUUUCUUAGAUUGCCUUGGCCUUACCGACUUGGCAUUGGUGAUUCCCUACAUUUCCCAAAAGUCUUCCAACACCCCACAGAGACAGGUUCUGAAUGAAUUACCAUUUAGUAUAUUAAAGAA